Purpureocillium lilacinum is the source of this 768-nucleotide messenger RNA. The record is from RefSeq and is a predicted model, not a curated record. NCBI's taxonomy places the organism in Eukaryota, Fungi, Ascomycota, Sordariomycetes, Hypocreales, Ophiocordycipitaceae.
AUGGGGAUACUCCGCGCCGUCCGGGAGUUGAUGACCCCGGCUGCAAGUCCACGCGUGCAGAUCCUCUCCGACCUCCACCUCGAAGUCGGACAGCAGUACUCAUCCUACACCUUCCCCGCCACGGCGCCCUUCCUGCUUCUAGGCGGCGACAUCGGCCGGCUCAUCGACUACGACGCCUACCUCCAAUUCCUCGGCGCGCAGGUCUCGCGCUACAAGAAAGUCUUCCUCGUGCUAGGCAACCACGAGGCUCACUGGGACGACCCUGACUCUGGCCUGACGGUCGUCGGAUGCACCCUCUGGUCGGCCAUCCCCGAGGACGUCUACGAGGUCGUGCGCGCCAAGGUCAGCGACUUCAAGAAGAUACCGGGCUGGACGCCUCAAAGGCAUAAUCAGGUCCACGCCGAGGAGGUGGCGUGGCUUCGCGAGCGAGUCGCGAGCAUCGCGGCCGCGGAUGAUGGCCGAGGACGGCGGCUUUUGGUAGCGACACAUCAUGCACCCUGCGUAGAAGGCAGCUCGUCGCCGGCGCAUGCCAGCAACCCGUGGACCCCUGCCUUUGCGACCGACAUCAUCCAGGAAGGAGAGUGGGAGGGCGUCAAGGCGUGGGCCUUCGGUCACACGCACUACUCGACGACUUUCAUGCGGAACGGGAUCAAGCUGAUAGCGAACCAGAGAGGCUACGUCCUGCCUGGCAGCGCUGCACAAAAGGACGGAGACAAGAAAAGGAAGGGCGCCCACGAAUUUGACGCCCAUAGGUUCAUUACUGUAUAG